Molecule: messenger RNA, 1887 nt
Organism: Myiozetetes cayanensis
Lineage: Eukaryota; Metazoa; Chordata; Aves; Passeriformes; Tyrannidae
Gene: HSF1
Product: heat shock transcription factor 1
Exons: 13
Coding region: 107-1675 (522 amino acids)
Biological process (GO): regulation of DNA-templated transcription
Molecular function (GO): DNA-binding transcription factor activity; sequence-specific DNA binding
Source: RefSeq, a predicted model, not a curated record
CAAGAUGGCGGCGGCCAUGCCGCGCCCCGCGGGCCCCUCCGCUCCUUUCCACCCCUUUUAACCCCCCUAAAACCCCCUCGAUUCACCCCAAAAAAACACCCACGGCAUGGACGGCGGCCCCGGCGCGGCCGGGGGAGCGGCCCCCGGUGCAGGAGGAGGAGGAGGAGGCGGCGGAGCCAGCAACGUGCCCGCCUUCCUCACCAAGCUGUGGACGCUCGUGGAGGACCCCGACACCGACUCCCUCAUCUGCUGGAGCCCCAGCGGGAGCAGCUUCCACGUCUUCGACCAGGGCCAGUUCGCCAAGGAGGUGCUGCCCAAGUACUUCAAACACAACAACAUGGCCAGCUUCGUCAGGCAGCUCAACAUGUACGGCUUCCGCAAGGUCGUGCACAUCGAGCAGGGGGGGCUGGUGAAGCCGGAGAAGGACGACACGGAAUUCCAGCACCCCUACUUCAUCCGGGGCCAGGAGCACCUCCUGGAGAACAUCAAGAGGAAGGUCACCAGUGUGUCUGGCAUCAAGCACGAGGACAUCAAGGUGCGGCAGGACAACGUCACCAAGCUGCUGACGGACAUCCAGGUGAUGAAGGGCAAGCAGGAGAGCAUGGACUCCAAGCUGGUGGCCAUGAAGCACGAGAACGAGGCUCUGUGGAGGGAGGUGGCCAGCCUGAGGCAGAAACACGCCCAGCAGCAGAAGGUGGUCAACAAGCUCAUCCAGUUCCUGAUUUCCCUGGUGCAAUCCAACCGAAUUCUGGGGGUCAAGAGGAAGAUCCCCCUGAUGCUGAACGACAGCGGUUCAGCACAUUCCAUGCCCAAGUACAGCCGCCAGUAUUCCCUGGAGCACGUCCAUGGAUCAUCCCCCUACGCAGCCUCCUCCCCCGCCUACAGCGGCUCCAACCUCUAUUCCCCGGAUUCCUCGGCCAAUUCCGGCCCCAUCAUCUCCGACGUCACCGAGCUGGCCCCGUCCAGCCCCUCGGCCUCUCCCAGCGGGAGCCUGGAUGGAAGGAACAGCCCUCCGGUGCGGAUCAAGGAGGAGCCUGCCAGCCCCGAGCGGAGCCCGCGGGUGGAGGAGCCGGGCGCGGGGGGCGCGGGGGGCGCGGGGGGCGCGGCCGAGACGCCGCUGUCGCCGUCCACCUUCAUCGACGCCAUCCUGCGGGACAGCGACCCCCCCGCGCCCGCCGACGGCCCCGCCGCGCCCCCCGCCCACGACAAGUGCCUCAGCGUCGCCUGCCUCGACAAGAAUGAACUCAACGACCACCUGGACACCAUCGACUCCAACCUGGACAACCUGCAGACCAUGCUGACCACGCACGGCUUCAGCAUGGACAGCGCCCUGCUGGAUCUGUUCAGCCCUUCCAUGACGGUCACGGACAUGAACCUGCCCGACCUGGACAGCAGCUUGGCCAGCAUCCAGGACCUCCUCUCGGCCCAGGAGCAGCAGAAACCGGCGGAGACGGAGGCGGGAACGGCGGACACAGGGAAGCAGCUGGUUCACUACACGGCGCAGCCGCUCUUCCUGGUGGACUCGAGCGCCGUGGACGUGGCCGGGGGGGACCUGCCCAUCUUCUUCGAGCUGGGCGAGGGGCCGUAUUUCACCGACGGGGAGUACCCCGAGGAGCCCCCCGGCUCGCUGCUGGCCGGCCCCGAGCCCCGGCCCCGCGACCCGGGCGUGUCCUAAACCCGGCACGGCACGGGAGGAGGAGGAGGAGGAGGAGGCGCUGAAGGGAAGCCCCGCUCGGCACCGCCGCGCCCGCCGGGACGAUCGUUGUGUGUGUGCUUAUGAGGUGUCCCCCGCCCGCUUCAGCACCCCCGCACACGGACACGGGGGCACCGCCACUGCCCCCCGGCCACUGGGACAGGGCACUGGGACUGCCCCCCGGCACUGGGACA